This is a messenger RNA of Micropterus salmoides (largemouth bass), 2500 nucleotides long. Its product is annotated as zinc finger protein 436-like. The record is from RefSeq and is a predicted model, not a curated record. The transcript is spliced from 6 exons. Bases 116 to 2299 code for a protein of 727 amino acids. Lineage: Eukaryota; Metazoa; Chordata; Actinopteri; Centrarchiformes; Centrarchidae.
CGCACGCACCAAAACCCGGAAACUUGUCGUUGUAGUAAACAGUGCAAGGAUGGAAUAAGACUUUCCACAAAAAAUUUAAACUGUGGUCACAGGUUGGCAUGAGAGUGUGAGUAAAAUGUCCAAAGGUGAUGUUCUGAGAGGAUUUGUUACGGAGAGACUCGCCGCUGCCUCCCAGGAGAUCUUAGCGGCUGUAGACAGAAUCGUAGCCGACUACGAGGAGGAGGCUUCGGGCUUCAGAGAGGAGAUUGAUCGGCAGAGGAGACAGCUGGAGGGUCUCCUGCAGCCUCGGGUCACACUCAGCAAAGCAGUUGUGAAGCGCAGCAGGAGCCUCGGCCUUGAUGAGGAAGAGGAGGGUGAAGAUGAGGAGGAGUCCCCUGAGCAUCCAGAGAACCUGGAGGACUCAACUAAUCAAACUCCAUCAAGGUCCCUUCCCUCCAGAGGUCAGUAUAAGAAGAGAAAGCCUGGCAGACCUCAGAUCAGUGAGACAAAGAACCAUGUAGACCUCAGAAUCCGCAUCCUGGAGGACUCUCAGACCGAGGUGCUCUCAAACAACGUUCUGAAGAAAUGUCCGAUGCUGAAGCUGAAGUGUCCUCGAGGCCUGCGGGAGGCAGAGUUUCUGGACUUGCUGAAGUCCACAUACCCUCAGCUGUCCGGAGACAACAAACCCUUUGACAUCUUAACAUCUGACAAGAGACGGAGAUUACAGCCUCUGAAUCUAGAGACACUGACACCAGAGGAGAUCCACAGAAACGUCAGCUUCACAGGAUGGGGGAAGUCGACACUCUAUAUCAGACUGAAGACACAAAAGGAAACUCAGGCCAGCGAGGAAGAGACACAUCCUCUGCAGACAAAAGCCAACAAUCCUGAAGACUCUCUGUCCACCUCUGCCAUGCUGACGUGUGAUGAAACCAGGAAUCAAACAAGCAGCCCUGUUCAGGAAGUCGAAGGUAGCAGAGUUGGCUUUGUGUCCAGCAGCUCAACAUCACAACAACAAGACCUGGAAAGGGAGGAAGCUGAUGAUGAGGAUCCUGGGAUAUCAGAACCAGCUAAGGACUUUGUGGUCUGCUCUGCAGCUGAGAGUAAAGGCAAUGGUAGCAGUGAUAUUGAAAAGGAAGAAGAACGAGAAGAGGCGCUUGACAGUGAUGCAGAUUGGAAGCCAGACAGGAGCGAUGAAGAGCAGAAAGAAAGUGACUCUGAACUGCCGUCAAAGACGAUGAAGAAACAAAAGGCCAGACGUUCUGGUGUCAAGGUCACUGAGACAAAGACUAACAAUAGUGAUGUCGUUCUGUCCUGCAAAGUCUGUGGAGCUCUGCACGAAUCAGAAGUCACUUUUGUCAAACAUGCCUGGAAUCACGCUGACGAUCAGGGAAGUCUUUGCGGAGUGUGCGGGACUCUUUCGGAGUCGGUGGAGGCCUUGAAGGAUCAUCUUCAAAGUCACCACAAAACAGACGACUGUGACAUUUGCGGAGAGUCUUUCCUUAGUAUUCUCAGCCUCAAUGAGCACGUGGCUGCCCACUCAGGGGAGAGACCGUACGAAUGUGAUGUUUGCAGUGACACUUUUGCGUUGAAGGAAUCCCUUCAGAAUCACCAGAAGCUCCAUAACGCGGGUAAGCUCCACAAGUGUUACACUUGCCAUAAAGUGUUUGACCUAAAGGAACAGUUAAAAGCUCACCGCAGGACUCACACCAACAAAAAGACUCACCUCUGCGGUGUGUGUGGUAAGUCCCUCAGUGACUACAGAUCCUUAUCCCGCCACAAGAUGACUCACUCUGGGGAAAGACCUCACAGCUGUGAGAUUUGCGGGAGGUGUUUUAAACUUCCCGGGACGUUGAGACAACACGAGAAGAUUCACACAGACAGAGAGAGAUCGUACCUCUGCGACGUUUGCUGCAAAAUGUUCCUGACGAGCAAGCAGCUGCAAAUCCACAUGAGAACGCACACCAACGAGAAGCCCUACAACUGUGGUGAAUGCGGCAAGGGAUUCACCACCAAGGGACCUUUGACCGUUCACAUGCGGGUCCACACCGGAGAGACGCCGUACCGCUGCCCGGACUGUGGCUGGUCUUUCAAACGCAAGAUUAAUCUGGAUAACCACGUGACCGUCCACUCAGGCCUCAAACCGUUUGUUUGCGGUAUUUGUGGGAAAGCCUGUGCUCGCAAAACGUACUUGACCGUCCACAUGAGGACCCAUAACGGGGAGAGACCAUACAAGUGUACCCUCUGUGACAAAGCCUUCACUCAGAGCCACUGUCUGAAAACACAUAUGAAGAGCCACCUGGUGGCGGAAGCUGCAACGUGACACUAACUCUGGACCAAUUAGAUUUCUUUUCUUCUUUAAAUAGAACAGUGAGUGUUUGAAUGAUUGUCUUUUCUUAUAUUUAAGUAAAUGUUUCUUCAAGUUAUGUAAGUGUCUCUCUGUAUAUACUGAUGCACUGGCAGCAAAGUUCAUUGCAUGUCACACUGUGCAAGAUGGCUCUAAUAAAAUCUUGGUUGCAUUACA